Molecule: messenger RNA, 4631 nt
Organism: Annulohypoxylon maeteangense
Lineage: Eukaryota; Fungi; Ascomycota; Sordariomycetes; Xylariales; Hypoxylaceae
Product: tetratricopeptide
Exons: 3
Coding region: 118-4371 (1417 amino acids)
Cellular component (GO): Ski complex
Molecular function (GO): protein binding
Source: RefSeq, a predicted model, not a curated record
AAAAAAUAAAACCCGAUGAUGAAAUGACACUUGGGCAAACACACUCAUGCCACUUCCGUCCCAGAUCUUGUCUCCCCAAGACAUGAACCCUAGCAUCCCUGAUGCACCUCCUUUAAGAUGGCGAGCAUCAAGGCCUCAUUAAAGGCUAUUAAUGAUGCCAUUCGCCAACAAAAAUGGGACGAUGCUCUAGCACAGACCGAAAAUGUCAUCUCCAGAGAUGCGCGUAAUUACCAAGCUCAUGUGUUCAAGGCCUUUGCCUUGGACAAGAAGAACCAACCGGAACUGGCCGAGGUCGCCUACCAAACUGCUAUCGGUAUUCGAUCCGAUGCUCAAGCAUGGCAAGGCCUGAUCAAAAUCUACGAGAAACAAGGUCCGAAGGCCGUCCAGAAAUACCAGCUAGCUGCUCUCAAGCUUGCCGAGAUAUUCAGGGAUGCCAAUGAGAUGUAUAAGUGUCAAGACGUUGUAGACAAAUUUAUUGAUUUCGCUCGUGCCCGUUGUGAUCGAGCUCAAUACGUCCAGGCGCUUCACCUCAUCCUCCCCAAUAGCCCUAUCUAUCCCGCUCUCGAGGGCCGCGUUCCCCACCCUUCUAAAACUUACGAGACAAUAGCUCAGAUCCUAGAGGUGGAUGAGAAAAAACGCAUCAAUACGCUCAUUGGCGAGCGCCGCACGAGGCUGGGUGCUAAGCUUAGUGAAGUCACCCUCGAGGUCAACAGAGAAGUCCUAUGCCAGAGCGAGCUAUGCAAUAUCUACGAACAGCUCACUCUUUGGGUUCAGGAUGACGAUGUCCGACGCCAAUAUGAAGAGAAAUUACUCCAAUUCCGAUACGACCGCCUUCUGGUGACCCCGUUGCCUGAUAAAGCUGCUGAACUUCAGGUAGUUGAGAAAUUGGCGAAUGACAUGGUCAUUAUCAAACACCCUUAUAAGCUUGCUUGGGAUAUAGCAGUUGAAUGGCGUGACCAUAAGGAGAUCAAGGACUGGGACGUCAAUGUACUUAACGAGUACUGUUCCUUCUUCCCGGAUAGCGAUCUCUAUCGUGUCUUGACUGGGUUCAUGACGAGCGACUUAUCCCCUUUUCCGAGGAAACCAGCAGAGGCUCCAGCGCCCGCACAAACAUCGGGUGCAGAUGAUGAAAGCUCAGAUGAUGAGGAUGGCGGCGCACCGACCUCGGUAAUACCGUAUACCGAUGAAGACAGGCUCAUAAUGAUGACAGAGGGUAUCUCGACUACUAACUCCCUGUUUGCUCAUAGGUUGAUGGGCGAAUACUAUCAACACUUGGAAGAGCACGAAAGCAAUGCAGAACUUAUGAAGAAGGCAAUGAAAACCAUGGUUGCGGAAACGGAGAAGACUGGGAAGAUAUUUACGAAUGCCAACCAGUCCUUCAUGAUUUACUUAGGUACUGCGUUGGUGUUUUAUCAAUCUCCAAGGAACCAUGGCGAAGCCAAGUUCCUUUUUGACAAGGUACUUGAAGCAGACCCCACAUCAACAUCAGCUAUGAUUGGUGUGGGUCUAAUUUAUGAGGAAGAAGAGGAGUACGACCAGGCGAUUGAUUUCCUAGGAAGAGCACUCGAGGGCGAUAGUGGCAACCUCCGUGUAUGCGCCGAGGUUGGAUGGUUAUAUGCACUGAAGGGGGAUUAUACGCGCGGCAAGGCAGAACUCGAAUCUCUUCUACCAUUGAUGCUACGUGCCUCGGUUUCCAAGGACUUACUAGCACAGACCCAGUAUCGACUAGGUUGCUGUAUCUGGAAUAUCGAUACUUCCAAAUCUGCUCGAAAGGACCGGAAUGGUGCGUACGCAUACUUCCUAGAUGCUUUGAAAAGCAACUUAAACUAUGCGCCGGCAUAUAGUAGUCUCGGCAUAUAUUAUGCAGAUUACGCGAAAGACAAAAAAAGGGCUCGGCGAUGCUUUCUCAAAGCAGUGGAGCUGUCCUCGGCUGAAGUCGAGUCUGCCGAAAGGCUUGCCCGAUCGUUCGCCGAUGACGGAGAUUGGGACAGAGUUGAACUCGUGGCACAGCGAGUUGUGGAUUCGGGCAAAGUUAGGCCACCUCCUGGGUCCAAGAAGAAGGGCAUUAGUUGGCCCCUCUCUGCCUUGGGAGUUGCUGAACUAAAUAAGCAAGAUUAUGCUAAAGCUAUUGUGUCGUUUCAGCAAGCUCUGCGAAUAGCUCCCGAAGAUUACCAUUCAUGGGUCGGCCUCGGGGAAAGCUAUCAUAAUUCUGGGCGAUAUAUCGCUGCGACAAAAGCCAUUCAAAAUGCUCAGAGAUUUGAGGAGCGUGAGGAUGGCGACAAACUUGGCGGCACCUGGUUUACUAAUUACAUGCUCGCCAAUGUUAAACGCGAGCUUGGCGAGUUCGACGACGCCAUUACUCUAUAUCGUGAGGUCAUAUCAACCCGACCAGGCGAGGAGGGUGUCGCUAUAGCUUUGAUGCAAACCAUGGUUGAAAAUGCCCUGGAUUGUGUUGAAAAGGGCUUGUUUGGGAAGUCUGCCGAGCUAGCCACCGAGACCUUAUCUUUCGCCCUCACCGUACCCACUCACAUAGCUACCACCUUCAAUUUUUGGAAGACAAUUGGUGAUUCAUGUUCUAUCUUCUCUUCCGUCCAAAGUCAUAUACAUGAUUUCCCUACCGAAAAACUUCGAACACUACUCAAUAUAGGUUCAGAUGACAAAUCGGCUUAUGCGGUAUUAGAAGAUAUUGACGGCGUGGGUAAAGAUGUCGUGCUAGCUGAAGGUAUCUUUUCAGAUGACGAACAACUCGGGGUGGAUCUUACGCGAAGUCUUCACGCAACCAUUCUAGCUCACAAACGAGCAAUCUACGAGUCGGCUAAUGAUAUUCAUGCCCAAGCCGUCGCAUAUUAUAAUUUAGGCUGGGCCGAAAAUCGAGCCCAUCUCUGCCUUCCUCCCGAUCUUCGUGUUCAAUCUAGUCGAUACCAGAAGGCUGCCGUUCGAAGUUUCAAGCGUGCGAUAGAGCUUGAAGCCGGCAAUUCGGAAUUCUGGAAUUCACUAGGCGUUGUCACAAGCGAAAUUAAUCCCUCUGUAGCACAACAUGCAUUCGUGCGGAGUCUAUUCCUCAAUGAACGAGGUGCACACGCAUGGACGAAUCUUGGUGCUUUAGCACUUCUUCAAAAUGAUAUUCAACUCGCGAAUGAGGCCUUUACACGAGCCCAGUCCAAUGAUCCCGAUUAUGCCCACGCAUGGCUAGGCCAAGGCUUCGUUGCACUAUUAUAUGGCGAUCCCAAAGAAGCUCGUGGUCUUUUCACUCAUGCAAUGGAUAUUUCAGAAUCAUCAUCGCUUUUAACCAGGCGUCAGUAUCCAACGUCGUUAUUCGACCAUAUUCUUACAAGCCCUCCAAAUUUGGGUGUCACGUCUCUUAUUCAACCACUAUUCGCUCUUGCCCAACUGCGACGUCUCGAUCCCCAAGGCCUUUCUUAUCAGCACCUUUCAACGCUAUAUCAAGAACGAGCUCAUGACAUCUUGAGGGCGAUAGAUACACUCGAGAAAGCUUGCGAACAACUGGAGGCGAAUUACGAAGCUACUGAGUCGGCGGAAUCUCUCGCCCGGUUUGCCUUAGCCAAGACAGAUCUCGCACGGUCUUACCUAUCAGCCGGCGAAUAUUUGAAAGCUUCCGAGUGUGGAGAGAUGGCCUUGCAGUUAAGCAGCGACGAUUCCGCAAACGAACUCACAGCGGAGCAACGCAAAAAAGCUCGAUUAUCAGCACACCUGACUGUUGGCCUAGCCGAAUAUUUCUCCGAAAAUGUAGAAGCGGCUGUGUCGUACUUCGAGACCGCGCUUGACGAGUCUGAUGGUAACCCGGAUGCUGUCUGUGUUCUAGCUCAGAUGUUAUGGGCCACAGGUACUGAAGAAGCUAGGGAAAGAGCACGUACUGUCCUCUUUGACGUGAUCGAGAAAGACUCAAGACACGUACAAUCCGUACUUCUAUUAGGAAUCAUCGCGUUGCUAGACGAGGAUGAGGAGUCGCUAGAAGCCGUAACUUCAGAGCUCCAAACACUCCGCACCAGUGAUAAGGUUACUGAUGCAGAACAUUCUCAAAUCGGAGAGGUAUUCCGCGCUGUUGCCGUUUUGUCGGAGACUAGUACAGAUGCCGAUGUCCUUACCCAACUCCAAAACGAUGUUAUGUUAUACCCACACCUACCACAUGGGUGGUCUAGGUUGGCCGAGGUUAGCGGGGAAGAAUAUCCGGCAGACAUGGCCCUGAAGGUGGCAUUGAAGGCUAUCCCACCCCGAGGUGAACUUGGCGCCGUGGACCUUGCUGAUGCAUACGCUGGGACUGGAAAAGCUGCCGAUGCACAGACAGCAAUCUUCAUCGCCCCUUGGAAUAGUAGUGGUUGGGAAUCCCUAGGUAGUGCGGUUGCCUCCUAAAACCGCACUAUCGGUGCUCGGCACAGUUGAUGACACCGCCAUUUAACAUAUCGAAUAUUUUGGGCUGCGAGUGAGCUGGGGACAAGAUGGUUGGACGAGCCCUUCAUGUUGGGAACGAUGAUGUUAUGUACGAAUGAACGAUGACCAUGGCUACUUCACAUGAUGGGAAAAAAAUGUAAAGUUGAGUUUCAAAAUAUGAUUCCGAGUCAUCUUACCAAACUAUAGGAGAAUAUCUCCAAUCUUGUGAUUCCCCCUUGACU